This is a messenger RNA of Charadrius vociferus (killdeer), 2682 nucleotides long. RefSeq names its product periaxin (gene PRX). The transcript has 3 exons. Gene Ontology annotation, biological process: regulation of RNA splicing. The annotation marks the transcript as partial. Gene Ontology annotation, cellular component: nucleus; cytoplasm. The record is from RefSeq and is a predicted model, not a curated record. Lineage: Eukaryota; Metazoa; Chordata; Aves; Charadriiformes; Charadriidae.
GAGGACACGGAGCUGGUGGAGCUGGAGACAGCGCCUGAGGCCGGCGUGACGGGUGUCACCGUGGCCCGAGACCGUCAGGGGCUCUACAUUGCCAAGGCACCCAAAUCCCUGCGCAUCCACCAAGGUGACCAGCUCCUCAGUGCCAGGGUUUUCUUCGAGGGGGCUCCCCCUGAGGACGUCGCACGGGUGCUGGAGGGUGCCAGGUCCUGCAAGGUCUCACUCUGCCUCCGGCGUCGGACGCCCACCACCCGCGUCCCUCUUGGUGGCCCCAACAGCGAGGGACACCAGGGGAAGGUGGCCAAGCUGAGCAUCCCGAUCCUGAUGCCCUCCAAGAAGCCACCACCGGCACGCGGCACAAUGAGCGCAGCACCUAUCAGCGCUGUGGCUGUGGAGUUUGCCCUUCCCAAGCUCCCCAAGCUGGUGAAGAGCUGGAGCGCUGCCGAACCAGUACCAACUGCCACAUCCACUGCGGCGCUGCCAGCGGCAGAGCACAAGCAGCUGCGUGUGACGCCAUCCCGGUUGACUGUGAAGGAAGCAGCGACUGGCAAAACACCGGUGAUGAAAGAGCCGCCAGUGAAACUGGAGGUUCCUGGCAUUGCUGCUGAGGUGCCGGUGGGUACCGGCACCCGGAUACCAGCUGUGGAGGUGGCAGCACCCAAAGUCAGCAUGGGGCUGAGCCUCGCCAGCGCGGCACUGCCAGCCGCCCCCCAAGCCAAGGAGCCAGCGUUACGGCUGCCGCAGCUGGAGGUGGCUGUGCCAGCAUUGCCGCUGCCAGCGGUGAUGCCAGAGCCCAGCACAACCAUAAAUCAACCCCAAAUCAAGCUGGGGGAGGGAGACACCCCCGGCAGCAGCCGUAAGGGUGGGGGUAGCCCGGUGCUGAAAACCAAGCUGCUGAAUUUCAGCACGGCCCCAGGAGAGGAUGAGGAGGGGGACACCGGCACGCGAAGGGGGUUUGCUGGUAUCCGUGUCCCCUCCAUUGCUAUCGCCGCUCCCAGCACUGCUGUGGAGCUGGUCCCCGAGCUUGGUGUGCCCAAACAAGAGCCGCCCAUCACCGGUGAGCAAUCACGGUUGGAGGUGAAGCUGCCGACACUGCGGUCGGAGGCGCCAACGGCAGGACCAGCUCGGCUGACCUUCCCGGCAACAGUGGUGCCGUCCAUUGAUAUUGCCGUGCCGCGUGUUGGUGUGGGUUUGGCAUUGCCAGCAGGUGCCGGCACCGCAGCAGUGCCGGAUGAGGGGCAUGCCGCACUGAUGCCAGAUGUGGCAGCGAGGUUUGCCAAAGGGCUCCGAAAGCUCAGCCUGGAGCUGGAGCCCAUGGCACCACUUCCAGCAGUGGAAAUUACCACCCCGACGCGGUUCACUGGGGACAUGCCGACAACUGUCGCCAAACCCAAACUCCCCAAAUUCACCUUACCGCGAUUCGGGUUGUCCCUCGCCAAGCUCAAAAUGGGCAGCGACAGCAAUGAGUAUCCCCUGACAUCCCGUGGUACGGCCACACCAGCGCCACCUGGCAUCUCCGUCACUGGUCCAACGGUGGCCUUAGACCUGGCUUUGGGGACAGCUGGUGCCACCGGUCCUGGGGUCAAGCUGAAGGUCCCCAAAUUAUCCCUGGUACCUUUCGGUGUCAAGGACGGGGACAAGGGUGCUGGUGGUGGGGAGGGUCCCCAGGAUUCUGGUGCAGUGAUGAAGCUGCCGUGGAUGGGAAUUGGGGGGUCAGGGAGGGACGACAGGAGGUUGGCAGAACCAGGGUCUCCUGGGACCCCCCGGCUUCGGGUACCACAGGUGGGCAUUGCCCUGCCUGUGACAGGGAGCCGGCGCGUGCCGUCGUUGCCUAAACUCCCCACUGAGCUGGAGCUGGGUGGGGGGGUGAAGUUGCCAAAAUUUGGGGGAUCCAGCCCUGAUAUCCGCAUCGGGGGGGACCCCAAACUGAUGAGACGUGGGGAAAGCGCUGAGAGCUUGAGCAUUGGCAUGGCAGGAAGGAAGAUCCCGGAGUCUCCCAGCAUGAUCCGGUUGAAGCUGAAAACCAGGGGGGGGAUGGGUGACAGGGGGGCACAACCAUUGACCCGCCGGUUCACCGUCCCUGACGUUGGUUUCACCAUGCCAGUAGCACAACCGGAGGAUCCAGUAAGCCGGAAGGUACCGAAACCCACCAGCGUGCCUGUAUCGAAGGUGCCGGUGUUGGAGCUGGCACCGCUGGGGAUGGAGGAAACCACCAGGAAGGAUAUGGCACCAGGACGCCCCUCAAGGGUCAAAUUGCCAAAAUUCAGCACAGAUUUUUCCAGGAGCGGGUUGGAAGGCGAAGGGAAGAUGAGGAUGGGCAGCGUGAAGAAGGCAGUGCUGGUUCUGGUGAAGCCAAAGGAGAAAGGAGAAGACAGCCAGGUGGUGGACCCCCAUCUCCACAUCAAUGGGGAAGCAGAGGGCAAGGCCCGGCGAUGGCAAUGGGUGCCCAGGGUGGGUUUCUCCCCUGGGGGGUCCCCACUGGAGCCCCCCAUCACCCAGCCCAAGGGGGGGAAGAUGCAGUUACCCAAUGUUGAGCUCUGCCCUGGGGAACCUGAAUUCAACCAGCAGCCGGCGAUGACACAAGUCACACCACGCUUCAAUUUGGGUGGGUUCAGGGGUGAGGGAACCCCUAAAUUUCAGCUGCCGAAGCUGGCACUGAGCCCUCAACCCUGCGGUGAGCGGUGA